Messenger RNA from Pyrgilauda ruficollis (rufous-necked snowfinch), 573 nucleotides. Its product is annotated as C-Jun-amino-terminal kinase-interacting protein 2-like. Gene Ontology annotation, biological process: regulation of JNK cascade. The transcript is spliced from 3 exons. The record is from RefSeq and is a predicted model, not a curated record. Lineage: Eukaryota; Metazoa; Chordata; Aves; Passeriformes; Passeridae. Gene Ontology annotation, cellular component: cytoplasm. Bases 1 to 573 code for a protein of 190 amino acids.
AUGAGGAAAUUCCACCCGCCCGGGGCCUGCGCCGCCGGCAGCGCUCCCCGGGGAGCCCGGCCCUGGCAGCGCUGGCACCGCCCGUGCCCCCUGCCCAGCCCUCCCGGCCCCGUGCCCCCCGCCAGGCCCCCCCAGGACAUCAGCCUGGAGGAGUUCGAUGACGAGGACCUGUCGGAGAUCACGGACGACUGCGGCAUCGGCCUCAACUACGACUCGGACCACUACGAGAAGGACUGCCUGGUGCUGGAGCGCGGGGAGCAGCCGCACCCCGUGUGCACCUUCCAGGACGACUUCCAGGAGUUCGAGAUGAUCGACGACAACGACGACGACGACGACGAGGAAGAGGAGGAGGAGGAAGGCAACGAGCUGGAGGCGCCGCCGUCCCCUUCGGCCUCGCCCAUCCCCUCGCCCGCCCUGGAGGAGACGCAGAAGCACCGCCCCACCACGCUCAACCUGACGGCCCCGGGCACUCAGGUGAGGCCGCAGGUGUCCCCUUCCGUCAGGGUCUGUGUCCCACCCCCGCCGGGGUCACUGUCCCCAUCCCCCCCGGAGUCUGUGUCACAUCCCCCCUAG